AUGGCUGAGGGUGGAGAAGGGGAAGAUGAGAUCCAAUUCUUGAGAACAGACGAUGAGGUGGUGCUCCAGAGUGUGGCCAGCAUUGAGAAGGAGCAUCAAAAGUUCUGCCUGGCCGCGGAGGGCCUGGGAAACCGGCUCGGCUACCUCGAGUCCACCUCCGAGGCCAAACAUGUUCCUCCGGACCUGUGCGUCUGCAACUUUGUGCUGGAACAGUCUCUGUCUGUGAGGGCUCUGCAGGAGAUGCUGGCCAACACAUCAUCCAGCAGCGAAGGGAAUGCUGAUCAUGAAAAAUGGGCUGGACAAGGAGGCGGUCACCGGACCCUCCUGUACGGUCAUGCCAUCCUCCUGAGGCACUCCUUCAGUGCGAUGUAUUUGACCUGUUUGAAGACAUCUCGCUCGUUAUCAGACAAACUGUCGUUCGAUGUGGGACUACAGGAAGAAUCCACUGGUGAGGCUUGCUGGUGGACCAUUCACCCCGCCUCCAAACAGCGGUCAGAGGGAGAGAAAGUCCGGAUUGGAGACGAUCUGAUCCUUGUGAGCGUCUCCACAGCAAGAUAUCUGCAUCUCUCCGUCGCCAUGGGAAACUUCCAGGUGGACGCCUCCUUCAUGCAGACGCUGUGGAAUGUGCAGCCCACCUGCUCCUCAGCCAGCAUGGCUGUAGGUUUUUUGAUUGGUGGCCAUGUUAUGAGACUCUGUCAUGGACACGAUGAGAGUUUGACAAUCCCAGGAGCCGACAAGAGCGAGGACGAGCAGAGGAUAGUGAACUAUGAAGCAGGGAAAGGAGCGUCUAGGGCGCGGUCGCUGUGGAGACUGGAGCCUUUGAGGAUCAGCUGGAGCGGAAGUCAUAUCCGAUGGGGGCAGCCGUUCCGACUCCGCCAUCUGGCCACAGGGUAUUACCUGGGCCUGACUGAAGACAAGGGGCUGGUUCUUCAGGACAGAGAGAAGUCGGACACCUCUGCCACGGCCUUCUGCUUGAAACCCUCUAAAGAGAAGGGGGACAUGGGCCCAAAGAGGGACAUCGACGGCAUGGGCACGCCUGAGAUCAAGUAUGGAGACUCCAUGUGUUUCGUCAUGCACAUGGCAACAGGACUGUGGCUGUCCUACCAGGCCCCCGACGCUAAAGCCUCCCGCCUCGGCCCUUUGAAGAGAAGGGCCUGCUUACACUCUGAGGGCCACAUGGACGAUGGGUUGAUUCUCCAACGCUGUCAGCAUGAGGAGUCUCGAGCUGCACGCAUCAUCCGCAACACCACCUUCCUCUUCAGCAACUUCAUAAAGGCCUUGGACGCUACCAAAGAGGGCGACACGCAGGUGGCGGUAUACAUAGAGGAGGUGCUCCAAACCCUCAACGACCUGAUCGAGUACUUCAAGCAGCCGGAUCUGGAGCUGGAGCACGAGGAGAAACAAACCCUCCUACGGUCACUCAUUAAACGCCAAGACCUUUUCAAAGAAGAGGGUAUGCUGGCUCUCUUGGUCAAAUGCAUUGACCGAAUGAAUGUUUACAACAAUGCUGCGCAUUUUGGAGAAGUCGCUGGAGAAGAGGCUGGUGCAGCGUGGAAGGAUAUUUGUAACCUUCUUUAUGAACUUUUGGCUGCCUUAAUUCGUGGCAACAGGACCAACUGCACCCAGUUCUCUAAGAACCUGGACUGGCUCAUUAGUAAACUUGAGAGGCUGGAGUCUUCGUCCGGAAUCCUGGAAGUCCUCCACUGUAUCCUGGUGUUGAGUCCAGAGGCUCUGAACAUCAUCCAAAAAAGCCACAUCAAGUCAAUUAUUUCUCUGCUCUACAAAAAUGGACGGAAUCACAAGAUUCUGGACGUGCUGUGCUCUCUCUGCGUCUGUAAUGGCGUCGCAGUGAGAGCCAAUCAGAACCUGAUCUGUGACCACCUGCUCCCGAAGAGGGACAUGCUGCUUCAGACCAAACUGGUGAAUGAUGUCCAAAGCAUGAGGCCAAACAUUUUCCUGGGCGUGGCCGAGGGUUCUGCACAGUAUAAGAAGUGGUAUUUUGAGCUGGUGAUUGACCAGGUGGACCACUUUGUCACCGGAGAGCCCACUCAUCUGAGGGUGGGCUGGGCCAACUCUAAAGGCUACGCCCCGUACCCCGGUGGAGGAGAAGGGUGGGGGGGCAAUGGUGUGGGGGACGACCUGUAUUCCUACAGCUUUGACGGGCUUCAUCUAUGGUCAGGCCGAAUCCCCCGAGCUGUGGCCUCCAUAAACCAGCACCUGCUGAACUCAGACGAUGUGGUCAGCUGCUGCCUGGACCUGGGCACUCCCUCCAUGUCCUUCAGGAUCAACGGGCAGCCGGUGCAGGGCAUGUUCGAGGACUUCAACACCGACGGCUUCUUCUUCCCUGUUGUCAGUUUCUCUGCUGGGGUCAAGGUCCGAUUCCUGUUAGGUGGCCGUCAUGGAGACUUUAAGUUCCUGCCUCCCGCUGGUUAUUCUCCUUGUUAUGAAGCUCUUCUACCGAAAGAGAAGAUGCAUGUGGAGCCAGUGAAGGAGUACAAGAGGGACGUCGAAGGAGUCCGAGACCUGCUGGGGACAACCAAGUUCCUCUCCCAGGCCUCGUUCAUCCCCACGCCUGUCGACACUACUCAGGUGGUGGUUCCUCCUCUGCUGGACAACGUCAGAGAUAAAUUGGCAGAAAACAUCCAUGAAUUGUGGGCUAUGAACAAAAUCGAGUUGGGCUGGACCUUUGGGAAGGUAGUGGGAGGAGGCAGGGAGUGGAGCUGGAGUGGAGCUGGAGUGGAGCUGGAGUGGAGCUGGAGUGGAGCUGGAGUGGAGCUGGAGUGGAGCUGGAGUGGAGCUGGAGUGGAGCUGGAGUGGAGCUGGAGUGGAGCUGGAGUGGAGCUGGAGUGGAGCUGGAGUGGAGCUGGGGUGGAGCUGGGGUGGAGCUGGGGUGGAGCUGGAGUGGAGCUGGAGUGGAGCUGGAGUGGAGCUGGAGUGGAGCUGGAGUGGAGCUGGGGUGGAGCUGGGGUGGAGCUGGGGUGGAGCUGGGGUGGAGCUGGGGUGGAGCUGGGGUGGAGCUGGGGUGGAGCUGGAGUGGAUAGAGACUUGGUUCGGGAUGACAACAAGAGGCAGCACCCGUGUCUCGUGGACUUCUCCAAACUGCCCGAAACAGAAAGAAACUACAAUUUGCAGAUGUCCAGUGAGACUCUAAAAACCCUGUUGGCGUUGGGCUGCCAUGUGGCUCAGGCCAACGUUCACGCUGAAGACGAUCUGAAGAAAAUUAAACUUCCGAAAGACUACAUGAUGUCUAACGGAUACAAGCCCGCGCCACUAGAGCUGUCUGACAUCAAGCUGAAAGCAGGUCAGGGGUUUCUGGUUGAUAAACUGGCCGAGAACGCACACAAUGUGUGGGCCAAAGACAGGAUCAAACAGGGAUGGACCUAUGGCAUCCAGCAGGAUCUGAAGAGUCGGCGGAAUCCCCGUCUGGUGCCGUAUGCUUUAUUGGACGAACGAACAAAGAAGUCAAACCGCGACAGUUUGCGAGAGGCCAUCCGUACACUGGUUGGAUACGGAUACGACAUCCAUCCUCCAGACCAAGAGACUGUUCACAGUGACGGUGACCAGAGCAUUGAGACCAUCCGCUUAUUCCGUGUGGAACAAACGUAUUCGGUGAAAACGGGGAAGUGGUACUUUGAGUUUGAGGCCAUCACUGGAGGAGACAUGAGAGUGGGCUGGGCCCGACCGGGCUGCCGGCCAGACGUGGAGCUCGGGAUCGACGACCAGGCCUUUGUGUUUGAUGGCUAUAAGGGUCGGCGUAUGCACGCUGGCAGCCGGUACUUCGGCCAACCAUGGAAGAAGGGAGAUGUAGUUGGCUGCAUGAUAAAUAUGGAGGACAAGUCCAUGAUUUUCACAUUGAAUGGAGAAUUGUUGAUCACCGGCAAAGGCUCUGAGCUCUGCUUUGCCGACUUUGAGACUGAAGAUGGGUUCAUUCCCGUGUGCAGCAUGGGGCAGUCUCAGAUUGGCCGCAUGAACCUGGGCAAAGACGCCAGCACGCUGCAGUACUACACCAUGUACGGCCUGCAAGAGGGAUUUCAACCCUUCGCCGUCAACAUGAACCGUGACAUCACCAUGUGGUUCAGCAAACGUCUGCCCACCUUCGUCAAUGUGCCCCCACAACACAAGCACGUAGAGGUGACGAGGAUUGACGGCACAGUAGACAGUCCUCCGUGUCUCAAAGUCACACAUAAGACGUUCGGUACCCAGAACAGUAACUCGGACAUGGUGUUCUGCAGACUCAGCAUUCCUGUGGAGUUCUACUCUACAGACAUGAUCUUGGACGAGUCACACAAACUCAGUCAUCCGCCGAAAGAAGAUGGGACAGUGGAUUAUGGGAGCAUCACCACGUAUUACCACUCGGUCAGAGUUUUUGCCGGUCAGGACCCGGCCUCUGUGUGGGUCGGAUGGGUUUCUCCAGAUUAUCAUUACUACAGCAAGAACUUUGCUCUCAGCAAAACACGCACCGUCACCGUGACUCUGGGAGACGAGCGUGGACGUGUCCAUGAAAGUGUCCAGAGGAGUAAUUGUUACAUGGUGUGUGGAACGGAUGUGGAGGGACAGUCAUCAAACUCUGACCUGGAGAUCGGCUGCUUCAUCGACUUGGCGUCUGGCCUGGUGACAUUUAUGGCCAAUGGAAAGGAGCUUCCCACUACAUAUCAGGUUGAACCAAACACGAAGCUGUUCCCAGCUGUAUUUGUGCGACCCACGAGUCCAAACCUCUUCCAGUUUGAGUUUGUCAAGAUCAAGGAAGCCAUGCCUUUGUCGUCGGCCAUGUUCAAGAGCGAGCGCAGGAACCCGGUGCCUCAGUGUCCUCCGCGCCUGGACGUUCAGACCAUCGUGUCCGUGCUCUGGAGCCGCAUGCCCAACACCUUCCUGAACGUGGAGACCGCGCGGGUCAGCGAGCGCCACGGCUGGGUCGUCCAAUGUCUAGAGCCUCUGCAGAUGAUGGCAGUGCACAUCCCAGAGGAGAACAGGUGUUUGGAUGUGUUGGAGCUGUCUGAGCUUGAGGACCUGAGGAAGUUUCAUUACCACACCCUCAAGCUGUACUGUGCCCUGUGUGCCCUGGGGAACACCCGUGUGGCCCACGCCCUCUGCAGCCACCUGGACCAAUCACAGCUGCUCUACACCAUCGAUAACCAGUACCUCUCCGGAAUGCUCCGAGAGGGCUUCUACAACGUUCUGAUGAGCAUCCAUCUGGAAACAGCAAAGGAGGCUCGUCUAAUGAUGAACAAUGAGUUCAUUAUCCCCGUCACCGACGAAACCCGUUCCAUCAGGCUGUUCCCAGACGAAUCCAAACAGCAUUCUCUUCCCGGCGUCGGCCUCAGCACCUCUCUUAAACCACGGGUGAACUUCUCCCCAGUGGGCAUCCUCACCACCACCAAGCACCAGUUCCUCUACAGCCCCCAGAUCCCUCUCGGCAUCCUGAAGGAGAAGGCCAUCAGCAUGCUCACCGAGGCCGUGCAUGCAGGGGGGGCGCACAUCCGCGACCCCGUGGGAGGAAGCGUGGAGUACCAGUUUGUCCCCAUCCUCAAACUCAUCGCAACGCUGCUGAUCAUGGGCGUUCUGACCAGCGACGAGGUCCAGCUCAUCCUGCUUCUGAUCGACCCAAACGUGUUCGGGGAGGGGAAGGAGGAGGAGGCCAAAGGGGUCGAGGUGGCUGUGGCUGCGGAGAAGGAGGACACCAGUAAGAAUGAAGAGAAAGCUGUGGAGGCUGGAGAGGAGGAGAACAGAGACGGCAAAGCACCGGUCAGAGGGCUGCUGGAGAAGUCUCUGCCCGAGUCGGUCAAACGCCAGAUGUGUGAGCUGCUGCACUACUUCUGCGACUGUGAGCUCAAACAGCGCAUUGAGGCCAUCGUCUCCUUCUCGGAUCGGUUUGUGUCUAAGCUACAGUUCAACCAGAAGUUCCGCUACAAUGAGCUGAUGCAGGCGUUCACCAUGUCCGCUGCCGUCACCGCCAAAAAGACCAAAGAGUUCCGCUCUCCUCCACACGAGCAGAUCAACAUCCUGUUGAACUUCAGUGCAGGGGAAGACUGCCCCUGUCCCGAGGAGAUCCAAGAGGAACUCAACGCCUUCCACCAGGAACUGCGACUGCACUGCGGAAUUCCUGCUGAGGAGGAAGAAGAGGAGCCAGACACAUCGAUAAAAGGACGUCUUCUUGCUUUGUUGUACAAGAUAAAGGGCCCACCUCAGAAACAAGAGGAAGAUGCCUCAGAGAAAGAGCAGGCUGCUCCAACCAACCUGAAGGAGCUGAUCUCCCAGACCAUCUCCAGCUGGGCUCAGAACUCUCACGUCCAGGACCCGGAGCUGGUCAGGGUGAUGUUUAGCCUCCUGCGGAGACAGUACGACGGCAUCGGAGAGCUGCUGCGCGCCAUGAAGAAGUCCUACACCAUCAGCGCCGCCUCCGUGCAAGACGCCAUCAACCUCCUGGUGUCUCUGGGCCAGAUCCGGUCCCUGCUGUCUGUGCGCAUGGGCACCGAGGAGGAGAAACUCAUGAUUGAUGGGCUUGGAGAUAUUAUGAACAAUAAAGUUUUCUAUCAACACCCAAACUUGAUGAGGGUCCUCGGCAUGCACGAGACGGUCAUGGAUGUUAUGGUCAAUGUGUUGGGAGGAGACAAGUCCCAGGAAAUUGCCUUCCCCAAAAUGGUGGCCAGCUGCUGCCGCUUCUUGUGCUACUUCUGCCGGAUCAGUCGUCAGAAUCAGAAAGCCAUGUUUGACCAUCUGAGCUAUUUGUUGGAGAACAGCAGCGUGGGCCUGGCUUCUGAAGCGAUGCGAGGGUCCACUCCCCUGGAUGUUGCGGCAUCGUCUGUCAUGGACAAUAACGGACUGGCUUUGGCUUUAGAGGAACCGGACCUGGAGAAGGUGGUGACAUACCUGGCAGCCUGCGGGUUGCAGAGUUGUGCCAUCCUGGUCGCCAAGGGUUACCCAGAUCUGGGCUGGAACCCCAUCGAGGGAGAGCGAUACCUGUUGUUCUUGAGGUUUGCCGUUUUCUGCAACGGUGAAAGUGUGGAGGAGAAUGCUAACGUGGUGGUGAAGCUGCUGAUCCGGCGCCCGGAGUGUUUUGGACCCGCCCUGAGGGGAGAGGGAGGCCAAGGGCUGCUGGCUGCAAUGAAAGAAGCCAUAUCCAUCUCUGAGAACCCAGCCCUGGAUCUCCCUCCGGCUGCAGCCACCGCUGGGAGUGGCGAGGAGGAGGGUGAAGUGAUCCACAUGGGGAACGCCAUCAUGUCCUUCUACUCUGCCCUCAUCGACCUGCUGGGACGCUGCGCUCCGGAGAUGCAUUUGAUCAAUGCUGGUAAAGGUGAAGCUUUGCGAAUCCGGGCGAUCCUGCGCUCGCUGGUGCCGACCUCAGACCUGGUGGGAAUCAUCAGCAUCCCCCUGAACAUGCCAGUGGUCAACAAAGAUGGUUCCGUGACGGAGCCGGACAUGUCGGCCUGCUUCUGCCCGGACCACAAGGCCCCCAUGGUGCUGUUCCUCGACAGAGUGUACGGUAUUGAGGACCAGGCCUUCCUGCUGCAGCUGCUGGAGGUUGGCUUCCUGCCUGACCUCAAAGCCUCUGCUUCUCUGGACACGGAGGUGUUGAGCACCACAGAGACGGCCUUGGCCAUGAACCGGUACAUCGGGUCGGCGCUGCUGCCCCUGCUGACCCGCUGUGCAGCUCUGUUUGCCAACACAGAGCACUACGCCCAACUGGUGGACUCCACUCUCCAGACCAUCUACCGUCUGUCCAAGGGCCGCUCCCUCACCAAAGCCCAGAGGGACUCCAUCGAGGAGUGUCUGCUGGCCAUAUGCAAGCAUCUGCGUCCGUCUAUGAUGCAGCAGCUCCUGAGGCGUCUUGUGUUUGACGUCCCUAUGCUCUCAGAUUACUGCCAAAUGCCUCUAAAGCUGUUAGCCAACCACUAUGAGCAAAACUGGAAGUAUUACUGCCUCCCGUCUGGGAUGGGCAGCUUCGGGAUGGCCUCUGAAGAGGAGCUGCUUCUGACAAAGAAACUGUUUUGGGGGAUUUUUGACUCCCUUUCUCAAAAGAAGUAUGAUGUAGAACUGUUCAAAAUGGCCAACUCCUGCCUGAGUGCGAUCGCCGGAGCGUUGCCUCCAGACUUUGUGGACGCCACUCUUGGGGCUGCACUUGAAAAACAGGCCUCUGUGGAUGCACAGGGAAACUUUGACCCCAAACCCAUAAACACUGCCAACAUCUCCCUUCCUGAUAAACUUGAGCACAUUGCCAACAAAUAUGCAGAGCAUUCCCAUGACAAGUGGUCCUCAGAUAAGGUGGCCGCCGGCUGGAAACUCGGAGACAGCAUCGAUGAUAAAGUCAAAACACAUCCUCUGCUCAAGCCUUUUAAGUCUCUGAGUGAGAAGGAGCGGGAGACCUACCGCUGGCCAGUGAAGGAGUCUCUGAAGAGCAUGCUCACAAUGGGCUGGAAUAUUGAAUGGACCAAGGAAGGAGAGGCCACGUUCCAACAGCGCGAAAGUGAGAAGAAGACAGAGGUUGAUGGAUUCAGUCCUGCUCCAGUGGACCUGCACAAUGUCACGUUGUCAAGAGAGCUUCAGGGCAUGGUGGAAGUAGUUGCUGAAAACUACCACAACAUUUGGGCUAAAAAGAAAAAGAUGGAGCUCACAAGCAAAGGAGGAGGGUCCCACCCACUGCUGGUUCCCUAUGACACCCUGACGGCUAAAGAGAAACAGCGAGACCGAGAGAAAGCCCAAGAGCUCUUUAAGUUCCUACAGAUCAGCGGAUGUGCUAUUGCGAGAGGAGUGAAAGAUAUGGAGCAGGACUCGUCGUUGAUGGAAAAGCGCCAUGCAUUCAAAUUUGUCAAAACAAUGCUUAAAUACGUGGACUCAGCACAAGAGUUCAUCGCCCAUCUCGAGGCGAUGGCGACCAGUGGGAAGACCGACAAAUCUCCCCACGACCAAGAAAUCAAGUUUUUUGCAAAGGUGCUGCUUCCACUCUUAGAUCAAGCCUUUAAAAACCACUUCCUGUAUUUCCUGUCCACGCCCAACAUGGCUCUGAGCAGCUGUGGAUGUGCGUCUUAUAAAGAGAAGGAGAUGGUCACCAGCCUGUUCUGUAAGCUUGCAGCUCUUGUCAGACACAGGAUUUCUCUCUUUGGAAGUGACUCUGCGAUCAUGGUCAGCUGUCUGGACAUUCUGGCUCAUUCACUGGACACGCGAACGGUGAUGAAGUCGGGGUCGGAGCUCGUCAAAGCCGGGUUUCGUGCGUUCUUUGAAAAUGCAGCGGAGGACCUGGAGAAGCUGCUGGAGAUGCUGAAACUGGGGAAGUUCUUACAAUCUCGAGCCCAAAUGAAGAGUGUCAGCCAGAGCAUCAACUACGUGACUGUGGCCCUUCUGCCCACGCUGGUCGCCAUCUUUGAACACAUCACCACUUAUGGCUUCGCUGAAGAUCUCCUCUUGAAUGAUGUGCAGUUGUCUUGUUAUCGCAUCCUCACGUGUCUGUACUCUCUGGGAACAGGAAAAAACAUCUUCAUGGAACGACAUCUGCCUGCUCUUGGAGAAUGCCUGGCAACCCUCGUGGGAGCUCUACCUGUCGCCUUUUUAGAACCUCCUCUGAACGCGUACAACCCACUGUCCGUGUUCAACACCAAGACUCCCCGAGAGCGGGCCAUCCUCAGCAUGCCCGACACGGUGGAUGAGAUGUGUCCUGAAAUGCCGACUCUUGACAAACUGCUGAAGGAUGUGAACGACAUCUCUGAGUCCGGCGCACGCUACAGCGACAUGCCGCAGGUCAUUGAGGUGAUCCUGCCCAUGCUUUGUAAUUACCUCUCGUACUGGUGGGAGAGAGGCCCAGAGAACUGUCCUGCAGACUCCAACUGCUGCACAGUGGUGACCUCUGACCACCUCAGCAUCAUCAUGGGGAACAUCCUCCGCAUCCUCAACAACAACCUGGGCACCGAGGAUGCUCCCUGGAUGAAGAGAAUCGCAGUUUAUUCACAGCCGAUCAUCUGUAAAUCUGGAGCUGACCUUCUCCGCAGUCAUUUUCUGCCGACUGUGGACAAACUCCGGAAGAAGACGAUAAAGGUUGCCGCUGAAGAGGAGCUGUUGAAGGCCGAUAGCAAAGGAGACAACCAGGAGGCUGAGCUGCUCAUUCUGGACGAGUUUGCGGUCCUCUGCAGAGACCUGUACGCGUUCUACCCCAUGCUCAUCCGUUAUGUGGACAACAGCAGGUCUCAGUGGCUGAAAGAACCAGAUGAAAGCUCCACUGAGCUUUUCCAGAUGGUUGCGGAGAUCUUCAUCCUUUGGUGCAAGUCGAAUAACUUCAAGCGGGAAGAGCAGAACUUUGUGGUGCAAAACGAGAUCAACAACUUGGGAUUCCUCACCGGAGAAGGCAAAGCUAAGAUGUCAAAGUCAGGUGGGGACCAGGAGAGGAAACACAAGCGGAGACGAGGGGAGUACUACACCAUACAGACGUCACUCAUCGUGGCGGCUCUGAAGAAGAUGCUCCCGAUCGGUUUAAACCUCUGCACCCCAGGAGACCAGGAACUCAUCUCAUUCGCAAAGUCACGCUACAGUCUGAAAGAUACUGACGACGAGGUGAAAGACCAGCUGCGUCAGAAUCUUCAUCUCCAGGUCAAGUCUGAAGACCCGGCGGUCCAGUGGCAGCUGAACCUGUACAAAGACGUGGUGAAGAGCGAUGAACCAGCGAACUCAGAGCAGACUGUGGACCGCGUGCAAAGCAUCUCUGCUGCUGUGUUCCAUCUGGAGCAGGUGGAGCAGCCGUUACGAAAUAAGAAGUGUGUCUGGCACAAGCUGUUGUCCAAACAACGCAAACGUGCAGUGGUGGCGUGUUUCCGGAUGGCGCCGCUGUACAACCUCCCACGGCAUCGUGCUAUCAACUUCUUCAUCCCGGCCUAUCAGAGACUUUGGAUAGAGACAGAGGAGUACUCCUUUGAGGAGAAACUAGUUCAGGAUUUGGCAAAAACCCGGAUGAAGAUGGUGGAGGAGGAGGAAGAAGCUGAGGCUGAGGAUCAGCCUGAUCCUCUCCAGCAGCUCAUCCUCCACUUCAGCCACAACGCUCUGACAGAGAGAAGUCAUUUGGAAGAAGACCCUUUGUAUAUUGCAUACGCAGACAUGAUGGCAAAGAGCUGUGCAGAGGACGAAGAGGAGGAGGAGGAAGAAGGAAAAGAAAAGACGUUUGAGGUUUGA
This is a messenger RNA of Knipowitschia caucasica, 11148 nucleotides long. The record is from the annotation of a GenBank genome assembly. NCBI's taxonomy places the organism in Eukaryota, Metazoa, Chordata, Actinopteri, Gobiiformes, Gobiidae.